AUGAGGUGGCAGUACAAAGAAGACUUUCCCUUCGAAAAGAGGAGAAGUGAAGGUCAGAUGAUUCGAAAGAAAUAUCCCGAUCGGAUACCGGUAAUUGUAGAGAAGGCUCCUAAGGCGCGUGUUGUAGAUAUAGAUAAAAAGAAAUACUUGGUUCCCGCAGAUUUAACUGUUGGGCAAUUUCACUUCUUAAUCAGAAAGAGAGUUGCGUUACGACCAGAAGACGCUUUGUUUUUCACUGUGAAUAAUGUCAUCCCACCAACAAGCAUGACAAUGGGUUCGUUAUACGAAGAUCAUCAUGAAGAAGAUUUCUUCCUGUAUGUAGCCUACAGUGACGAAAGUGUUUAUGGAUUAUAAUGCUAUGCGCAAUUAAACGGAAAAUAUAAUCUAUCAGCAAGUUCCGUCAUAUAAUAAUUUCCCAACGAAAUUUAGUCAAAAUGAAGA
Molecule: messenger RNA, 441 nt
Organism: Trichoplax adhaerens
Lineage: Eukaryota; Metazoa; Placozoa; Uniplacotomia; Trichoplacea; Trichoplacidae
Product: gabarap protein
Exons: 3
Coding region: 1-354 (117 amino acids)
Biological process (GO): autophagy of mitochondrion; macroautophagy; cellular response to nitrogen starvation
Cellular component (GO): autophagosome; cytosol; autophagosome membrane
Molecular function (GO): GABA receptor binding; ubiquitin protein ligase binding
Source: RefSeq, a predicted model, not a curated record